Molecule: messenger RNA, 751 nt
Organism: Paramecium octaurelia
Lineage: Eukaryota; Ciliophora; Oligohymenophorea; Peniculida; Parameciidae
Source: the annotation of a GenBank genome assembly
AUGUUAAGAGAUUUAAUUAAUAAUCACACUCCCUUAAAAGGUAAUUUUGAAAGACUAUCCACUCUGUUCUAAUGUGCCAUUAAUGCAUACAAAUACCCUUUAAAGUAAAUUUACUUAACAAAUAUUUCUUUAGUGGUAAUCAUCUCUCCUAAUUGGGAGAAUUAUCAGGGUAUUAUUGUGUAAAGGAUAUCCACUAAAGAAUGCUUCAGCAUCCUGUUGGCUAGAGAAUAUUAAUUGAUAAACCUAGAGUUACACCUGAAACUUUUAAAAUAGAAGAAUUAUUGAAAUUAGACGAAAAUACAUUUGGGUACUUCUCUUCUUAAUAUAAAGACAUCAAUAUGGAAAAUUUAUGAAGGACAGAGACUUUUCUAGUGGGGAAAGGCCAAUAGUUAAAUACAUUCCAGAUUUAGAAUUGGCAUAUGUCUACUAAAGAUAUAAAGAAGUAUAAUUCUUAUCAUAAACAAAAGAUUCAUGAUUUUAUACAUGUGUUACUCAUGUAUGAUGUGAGUGUCUAUGAUGAAAUUGUCGUGAAAUGGUUUGAAAUGGCUUAACUUGGAUUGCCAUCAGCUACUUUAAGUGCAUUUGUAGGAUCAUUCAAAUUAAAUUGUUAAGAAAAACAAAAAUUAAUAGAGACUUUACCAGAAAUUUUGAAAAGAGCACACAAAAGCGAAUUUAUAAUGAAUGUUUAUUUUGAAGAACACAUAAGCACAGAUAUUACACAACUUAGAAAAUCUUUGAGAUUAUUAUGAUG